Molecule: messenger RNA, 1125 nt
Organism: Talaromyces stipitatus ATCC 10500
Lineage: Eukaryota; Fungi; Ascomycota; Eurotiomycetes; Eurotiales; Trichocomaceae
Exons: 2
Coding region: 1-1125 (374 amino acids)
Source: RefSeq, a predicted model, not a curated record
AUGGGUGUCCUAACCUCAUUCCGGCAGGUGGCCCGUCCAUACAGCCUUCGAUAUGGAGCUGCGAAGGCAUUGGACAAUAGUGGCUCGGUCAGCGAUGCUCUUCGAAACCUGAUAAUGCAUCAUGCUGAUACUCGAACAUUCCUUAAAUACUACCUUUCGCGACGCAUCGACAAGGAUGUGGCGGGCAUCAUUCGCGGUCUUGAUCCCCAGGAGGAAAUGAUGCGAGCUGCUUGCCGUAUGAGCCGGACAAUUGACCCGAACCGGCCACAAGAGCUUACCACGGCACAGUCGUCAUCUGUCAAUCAACUUCCUGAGAUUCAGGAUCUCAUCCGCCGGCGAGACCAUCUGGGCCGGCGCCUCGGUCGCCCGUUAUCUCAGCAUAAAGGCACGGUUAAAUAUGACCUCUAUCAGCAACUGACCAAGGAGUUAGGGAGCGCACGCCGGAGAGCUCGGGACGCGCUGCUCAAGGAGAUACAGAAUCAAUAUGACCAGGAACAGCCUAUGCUAGAGGUUCAGCGACAAUUAUCUGGCGUGAAGCUCUCUGAGUCUGUGAGUCAUCGUCUUUAUCAAUCUGAGGAAAUACCGUUACCUCAGAAGCGGCUCAGCGCAGCUCUUCUGACUUUACCACGACCAACUUUGGAGGGGGAAAUGCUUCGACGGACAGAAGCGAUUGACGCUAUCGCCGCCUACUGUCUAUUUGAGGAGGGUGAUACUUGCCGCAUCGCUCACGAUAAGCGGCAAUACUCCGUGCAUGGACCUAUUGACGUAACCCAUAAACUUUCCCACCCAGAAGUUGAGACAAAGGAUCAAGGAAUCUCUCCACAAGAGUCAAAACUACACGAAGCGAUUCGUGCGGUAUCAAUGGAUUCGAGAUCCAGAAAUAGAAAGGAAAAGGUUCAAAGGCCUCUUCUAUGUUUCCUUUGCGUGGGUAACCCUAAUCUCGACAUUGUGAAGCGUACGCAAACGUUCAAGGCGCAUGGCGAUGUCACCAAGCAUAUCAAGCGCAAACAUCUCAAGCAUAUUGUAGAAGGCAAUGUCGUAAGCUGUGGAGUUUGUGGUCAGACAUUCCUCCGGAAAAUGGAGCUGCAGCGUCAUGCAAGUGAUGCCCAUUCGACUGUGACAUAG